Molecule: messenger RNA, 2745 nt
Organism: Theileria orientalis strain Shintoku
Lineage: Eukaryota; Apicomplexa; Aconoidasida; Piroplasmida; Theileriidae
Exons: 2
Coding region: 1-2745 (914 amino acids)
Source: RefSeq, a predicted model, not a curated record
AUGAUGCUUGACAAGCCUAAAAUUAUCUUAUUACAGUUUUUAUAUAGAACCUACAAUAUUAGAUUCAUUCGGCGUUUUUUAAACAACUAUGUUUUGAUAUUUCCGAAAUGGAUGGGCAUAAAGAACAUUCACUUAUAUUUACCUUUAUUGAUCCUGUUCGUUUUUUGGUUAUAUUAUGAGAUAUUUUAUGUUUCGCCGGUAUGUGCCUAUUAUUCUGGGCCGGAUUUACCUUCUCUCCUAAAUAAAUUUAAAUCCGUUGGUAAAACAUACCGUCCCACGAUAUAUUUGUUUAACUCGAGACUCCAAUGGGUUUUUCUGAAGCUGUUUUGUAAACUGUUUCACUACUAUAACUUUACCAAGUACAGAAUUUCGAAAGGAUCAUUGUCCCUUCACAGUAUUGUUAGCAAAAUUGGCAUAUUUAUAAAUCUGAGAAUUUUAAAGUCCUUUUUAUUUAAAAAAAUAUUCACAUCGCAGCCUUUGCUGAGUUUGAGGGAGGUUGUGGAAGGACAUAAUGGAUCACUUGUCGUCCUCGACUGGUAUUUGCCGAAAUGGGUGGCACCCGAAUGCGAAGAAUGCGGGCUUUUUAAACAGGAGGACCAUUUAUUCACACACGAUCACACACCGACUGUAGCAUCUAGGGUACCUACUCCCAGUGACUCUCACACAACUCAAUACACAAAUAGAGCUUAUAGAUCAGAAUUUACAAAAAUGGAAACGAUAGAAAGCGUAAACAUCCCGGAGAGGUUUGACAGAUCGUACUCCGACGGAAGAAUCACAGGCGAUUCCUCAGUUUCAGACGUGUCGUCGAGUUAUUUUUUUGAGCAGGACGAUUUAAACGACAUAGAUGGUCAUUUUGUUAAGACCCCGGAAAUAAAUAAGUUGCUGAGUGACAGAUCGUCGACUUCCAUGCAAUCCAUAGAAUUUGACGAGGUCAACCGGCAGAACGCCGACUCAUCAAACGAUAACAUGUCUUCCGCUUUCUGUACGGACGAUAAGUUAGAAAACUCGGAGGACGGAGGCUCCUGCUCCGGAGGCCCCAACCCUAAGAUCGUCAGGGGCGUCCUGGUUAUAAUCGGGGACAUGAACAUCUCGUACAGGAUAAGCUCCACGAGGGCGGGCUGCUACUGCAACUCGGAGAAGUACGUGGACAAGAAGAACGUGUGCGAGCUGUGCAACGAGAACUACAAGAAGGACUACGAGGGCUACAACGUGGAGCACCCGGGCUUCGCGACGCUGAGGUGCCUCAUCAACGACGCUCUCAGGUCGGGAUACGUCUGCGUGCACCUGCACCUCAACGUCAACAUGGGAAUGGCGUCGGAGGCGUUCCCGGACGCCACGACCCUCAGGUCAUUCCCGAUCUCGCUCUACAGCGACGUCCUCAUUGACCUGGACUGCGCCCUCAACAAGGUCACCGACAGGUUCCCCAACUGCAACCUCGUCACGGUGGGCAUCGCCUUCGGGGGGAACAUCCUGAUGGAGUACCUGUCGCUGAGCUCGCAGGGCGGCACCUACAAGGUACACUCCGGCUCAGAGUCGGACAUUUCGACGUAUAUCGCACCAUCCAGGGACCAGGUCCCACACACGGCCAGCGCCGACACGUUUGAAGCGACCUCGGUCAGGGCUACCAGGUUCCAAAGAUCCCUGUCCCACGUGGAACCAGCCCUGAAGCAGUUCGACAACGUGUCAGAGAUGUCGCACAACUCGGUGGCGACUGACCAGAACCGAGCAGUGUCACUCUCAUCAACGUCGUCCCACAGGCACAGAAGCUCCUACAGGAACCCGCAGACGAACCCGGCCCUGAAUAAAAUGACCACGGAAACGCUGGUCGACGACCACUUUCUGAUGGACUUCAACAACGAAGACUACUUCACGGAGACGAAGAUCGUGUACCCGGAGCAGAGCCCACACCUUGUGCUGGACCCGGAGAAGAUAUCAGCAGCAGUUUGCAUCAACUUGAACUUGAAGCUGUCGGGCAAUGUGCUAUACAACAUCUCCAAGCGCAGGUUCAGGAGGUACGACCUGUACAAGAGGUUCUGCCAGUCGAGCUUCAAGGAGCAGCUGUCGGAGCUCCUCAGCAACAUCCACUGCAGGAGGACCAACGGGAACAUCCAGAAGGACUGCAUCAACUUCAACUGCUGCCACUACAGCAAGAUGGUCUCCAGGUUCGGCCUCAUCAAAAAGUUCUUCUACCACAUCUUCUUCAUCAAGAACAAGAUUAAGCCGAGCGUGGACAACUACUCGACGGAGAAGCUGAUAGCGCAGCUGCACCGCGAGUACCGGCAGUCCUACCGCGACCUGCGCAAGGAGAAGCGGGACUUCAUCAACUACGGAGUCAUGCUCUUCGACAAGCUCGGCGUGCGCAGCUCCUCGGACUUCAAAAUCUCCGUGCUCAUGACCCUGAAGCACAGGUUCGAGCGCGAGGGCAUCGACAACAAGGUCAAGUUCAGGCAGGUCACGGAGCCCCCGAUUUACAAGCGCAUAAACAAGAAGAUUAACACGAGUCUGAGGCUGGGGAAGUCGGUCUUCUCGCGCCGGCCCUCCAAGCUCGGCUUGAACGCGCACAGGAUUCUCGACUACAAGAUCACCAAGUACAUCAACAGCCUCAUCAACUCCGAGUACACGCGGAACCUGAACAACAUUCGCGACAACAUUGAGUACAUUAAGGUGCCCACGCUGCUCCUGUACUCCCUGGACAAUCCGAUGUUCACUCUCCGCGACAUUGACAUCUUCGAAGUAAUCAAGUAA